UAGAUUUUCAUUGAGUAGGUAAGUGAUGGAUGAUUCCACUUCCCCCUUGAGUUUUCUGCACGCCCAUAUUAAACGGCAGAUUUCAGAAUUUUCAUUGACAGCCUCACCUUUACUUCUGCAAAAAAAAUAUUCCCAUUCUUAAAAAGAAAAAAGAAAGUUUGAAAUCACAAAUUUUAAUUACCCUUUUCAGCACUCAAUCUCAAAGAAGAAAUUAUUUUCACAAUCCUUCCUUCCACUCCAGGUUUUGGGUUUCUUUAUCAAAAUCUUCCAAAUAAAAAGGGAAAUUUUUUUUUUUAAGAUUGACGCCAUUGCUUUUAUGAUUUCAGCUUUUCCACUCUUCAAACUGAUCAAGAUUUUGAUUCGUUUGUUCAACAAAGCAUCUUUCUUGUUACUAUUAAUCUUGUUCCAAACAUUCUCCUUUGUUUCCACUUGUUCACAAUUCACCUCAAAAACAUCAAAUCUUUGUAAUAAAAACAGAAAACCCAAAUCCCAAAUACCCUCAGAAAACAUCAUGAGAAUCCACCCAAUGCCCAGGAAAAGAAACAUCACUAUCCAAUAUGAGAUGAACCCAAGAACCACAAGGUCCCAAGCUGAGACCUUGUUGACUGGUGGCUCACACAAGAAACUCCGGAGGCUGCCCCACAUCUUCAGCCGCGUCCUGGAACUGCCUUUCAGGUCGGAUGCUGACGUGGCGGUGGAGGAAAGCCCCGACUGUUUCAAGUUCGUUGCCGAAACGGAUGGGAGAAUCGGCGACGUUGUCAGGGCUCAUAUGGUGGAAAUCCAUCCUGGGGUUACUAAGAUUGUGAUAAGGUCGAAUAGUUUGGUGGAUUUUAGUUCGUUGGAUGAUUUGGAGCUUGACAUGUGGCGGUUUAGGCUUCCGGAGACGACGCGGCCGGAGCUGGCGAGUGCGGUUUACGAGGAUGGGGAGCUAAUUGUGACGGUGCCGAAGGGAGGUGAAAUGGAGAAUUUGGAGGAAGGAGGUGGUGAAGGUGAAGGGAAUAGGGAGUUUAGAGGAGGUAUGGGAAAUGGUAAUAAUAAUAAUAAUAGGCUUGUUCUUGUACAGUAAUAACAAUCGAACCGUUUCCUUUGUUUAAAUUGCAUGUUAUUUUCAUCUUAGUCUUUGAAGGUCGUUGCUGAAGCUUAGCCUUCCUUUUGUUUUUUUUUUUUUGGUAUGGUUACCUUUUAUUACUUAAUCAAAUCAAGAAUUGUUCUUCUAUUGCAUGAUGGGCAUUAUGACAGGUUUGGUUUGAUAGUGUUUUCUUGGCAUGAUUUUGAUGCGUUUAUUGGGGAAUUUAGAUGAUUUCUUUGGCAUGAUCUUGAUGUGUUUUGUUGGAGGAUUUACCUGGGUUAAUACCUUUGAGUAGAAUAGUUGUUUUAUGUGCAUGUUUUUUGUAUAUUAAUGUUACUUAUGGUGCAUUUCGAUUUUUGAAGGAAGAAAAGGAUUAGGAAUUUUGAUAUGUUCAUAGGAAUGUACAUGCUCAGCAUAAGUUCUUGACUAUGAGACAAAUGAUCAUAAACAUGUUUGUGGAUGUUUUUUGUUCCUAUGCUGCUUUUCCAUAGAAGUGAGAAUCGACAUAAACUGGUCUAAAUAUGUGCUUGAUUCAAAUUGGGUUCUUUUCAUUUCUUAUCCCAUAAUUAGGCAGAUGGUUUUCCCAUAGAAGUGAGAAUCGAUAUAAACUGGUCUAAAUUUUACUAUCGUUUUGUUUUUCACAUUUCCUGUUAACUAAUCAAGAAUCAAGAUGUUACAUGCUUGUCGACAUUACAAGGUUGUGAUUGUGAUUGACUAAAUGAUUACUUUCCGGUCUUGGUCCUAGAGAUUCAUGGUAUUUUAAAAACGUGUCUGCAUUUUCUGGUAUGCAUCCUGGGUUGAAAUUCAACCAUAAACAAUGUAAAGCAAAAGCAUUUUUUGUGUGCUGAUGUUGAGAAUUGGUUCCCUUCUUACUUUGUGGUUAAGAAUCUAUUCUUUUGGUCCACUUGGUCGAUUUGGGUAAGGCCAUCAAUUCUUGCACUUAAGGGUUUCAUAUUUUGCCAUGUGAUUUUGGUGAUUUAAAUAUUUCUUCUAGCAUAUCAAGCUCUUGCAAAGUAAUGGUAAACUACAUUAUCUUUUGAGGUCUUUUAUUGAUUCAUUCUCUUCAUACUAUGAACUCAGUUUCUCUCCCAGUGUUCCAUAUCUGUGAUUGUCAUUGGUUGCUGAACAUGCGUUCUCAAUUUCUCAUCCUAAUUUACUGCAAGACUUUCCAAAAACAUUUAUUAUCAUACAUCCCAUUUUCCCAAAUUGACAUAAACGUUGCCUUCUAACCUCCCACAAAAGGUCGAUUUCCGCUAUUCUUAAUAUCUUUUAGAUUGGCCAUGCUGGUUGUCUUACUGUUCAGGCACCCAUCCUUUAGGGUUGGAAACAGCUCCCCAAGCCCUUGAGAGGAGCUGGGAAUGAGAUUUGACCAGGGACCAGGGUAAUGGUUUGCUUACCUUUGACUGCAAAUGCUUUUCCUAGAAAUUGAAACUCCUUUUAUUAGCCGUGGGAGGGAUUCAUUUCCUAUAUCAAUUUUCUUGGUAGGGAUGCUCUUUGGGGUUGCAAUUGUGGAGUGACUAAAGUCACCAUUCUUAGCUGAAUCGAUACAUAAGAACGUCUCAUUGCACCCUCUAACACUACCCCUAAUUAUAUCUGUGUAAUGAAUCAGUUAUCAAAGAAAUCAUAUGAUUUCCAUAUAAAGUUUUCAACACAAUUUAAUUCCUAACUAAAAAUUAUGCGACUGUCACACGAAAAGAAAAUAAAAAAGGUAAUAUGAAAAAGAAAAUCAAUCAAAAUCCAUGUAAUGAGUGGGGGGACAAAAUCAUCUGCUAGUUUGAAUGACUAAUGACAGUGUACAAUUAACUGAAAUGCCGUUUCGUUUGGAAGACCAUGAAAGAUUAGAUUAUUGUGUAAUUAAGGCCAAAUCUUGAGGAUGAGAGAGUA
This is a messenger RNA of Durio zibethinus, 2953 nucleotides long. RefSeq lists its product as uncharacterized. The record is from RefSeq and is a predicted model, not a curated record. NCBI's taxonomy places the organism in Eukaryota, Viridiplantae, Streptophyta, Magnoliopsida, Malvales, Malvaceae.